AAGCAAGGCAGACUUUGCCAUUUGCUUGCCUGCCCACUGUUCUUGCACAAUUUCAGCAACACCCUUUGCUAUCCACCUUUUCACACUCGCACCUCCUCCUCCUCUCUCUCUCUCGUGCUUGUUGUUGCUGUGCAGCUGGUUAGAUUUCUUCUUCUAGGUCACCCGCGAGAAAUACAGAAUACUACCAGUUUACCAGCACCCACAGGAUCUCCUACUCCUCCCUCUCCCUCUUUUCCGCAAAGCUGAAGAAAGAAACCCAGCAGCACGCACUAUUUAUCCCGAGCCCCCUGUAUUUUGGUUGGUACUACUACAGUAUCCCUCUCUUCUUCUCCGGCGGAUCGGAUCUGCUGCUUAUCUAUCUAUCUGUCUGUCCGUCUGUUCAUCGUCACAAGAAUAAUAACAACCCUUCGCCUGCCUCCUGCCCGCGUAUGUGUUGCUUGCUACCCUGACCUGGCGCCCUGGCCUAGGAGAAGGAAGAGGAGGAGGAGGAGGUGGGUGCCGGGGGCAUCUAAUCUUCUAGGGCCAGGAUCUCAGGGCGACAGCAGCAUCCAAGGCAGGGAGGAGCAAAUCGAUUUCUGAAAGAAAAAUAAACCAGAACGGGAAAAUAACAAAGCGCGGUUGGGAUGGGACGAUGAGGACGUUUCUGACACGAACGAUUGAACUGCCGCACAGCUCACCUCACCUGACAGAUCUGUCCGUGCGUAAAGUGCCGCAAUGAUGGGAACAGAGUGCAUCAUGGCCACACUCGGCGGGGAUCCUGAACCCUCAAUUCCACCUGGAUUCGGACCUUUUGUUGCCCUCGCGCUACAGGGCAUCCAAAACAAUGCCAAAUCAGCUGAUGCUCAUUCUAGUUCUGCUCAAGCAGCACACUGCAUGGAGAAAGAUGUUGAAGUUCUGGAACACGGUUCGGCGCAUGGUUGGAGUGACACUCCUGCUAGUACUUCAGGGACCCAUAGUUGCAGGAGGUCACUUCGUAACAGGCCUCCAAUAGACUAUAGCCAGUUCGACCUUAUCUCGGACGAAGAAUCUGAUGUUGAAUCAGCAGAAAAGGGAGUGGGAUUAGUGAGACGCAGACGACAAUUACCGAAAGGAGUACUUCGGGGAUGCGCACAAUGUGCUGAUUGUCAAAAGGUUGUUGCAAGGUGGAAUCCAUCUGGUGCAAGGAGGCCUGUUCUUGAGGAAGCUCCUGUUUUCUAUCCAUCCGAAGAGGAAUUCAAGGACACCUUAAAAUACAUUGAGAGUAUACGGUCUACAGCAGAACCAUAUGGAAUUUGUCGUAUUGUCCCGCCGCCUUCAUGGAAACCUCCAUGCCUUCUUAAAGAGAAGAACAUAUGGGAAUGCUCAAAAUUUUGUACUCGGGUACAGAAGGUUGACAAGCUCCAAAACCGUAAAUCAUCCAAGAAGGGCAGAAGAGGUGGGAUGAUGAAGAAGCGGAGGAAGCUUUUAGAGCUGGAAGAUAACAAUAAUAUUAAUCACAAUCAAACUGGGGUGCAGCAAAACCAAGAGAGGUUUGGAUUUGAACCUGGACCUGAGUUCACACUUCAGACAUUUAAGAAGUAUGCAGAUGAUUUCCGUGAACAAUAUUUUAAGAAAGAAGUGCCCGCGGACUCACCACCAUCAGUAGAAGACAUUGAAGGCGAGUAUUGGCGUAUAGUCGAAAAGCCUACUGAAGAGAUAGAGGUAGUAUACGGUGCUGAUUUGGAGACUGGAACUUUUGGUAGCGGCUUCCCAAAGUCUUCUCCCGAAGUAAAAUCUGAUGUUGAGCAUAAGUACUUAGAGUCUGGUUGGAACCUAAACAACUUGCCUAGACUACAAGGUUCAGUACUAUCUUUUGAGGGCGGUGACAUCUCUGGUGUUUUGGUCCCUUGGCUGUAUGUCGGAAUGUGCUUUUCAUCAUUCUGCUGGCAUGUUGAAGACCAUCAUUUGUACUCACUGAACUACAUGCAUUGGGGUGCUCCAAAGAUGUGGUAUGGAGUUCCAGGAAAGGAUGCUGUAAAUUUGGAGGCAGCAAUGAGGAAACACCUACCUGACUUGUUUGAGGAACAACCUGAUUUGCUUCACAACCUGGUUACUCAAUUUUCAACAUCAUUGCUUAAAUCUGAAGGAGUACCAGUCUACCGAUGUGUUCAGCAUGAGGGAGAGUUUGUCCUAACGUUCCCUCGGGCAUACCAUGCUGGUUUCAACUGUGGCUUCAAUUGUGCAGAAGCUGUUAAUGUGGCACCAAUUGAUUGGUUACCAAUUGGACAGGAUGCAGUUGAGCUUUAUCGUAAGCAAGCUCGGAAAAUUACUGUUUCCCAUGAUAAGCUGUUGCUAGGGGCUGCUAGAGAAGCAAUAAGAGCUCAUUGGGAUAUUCUGUUCCUUAAGAGAAAUACUGCUGAUAACUUGAGGUGGAAAAGCAUGUGUGGACUUGACAGCACUAUAUGCAAAUCGCUUAAGGCAAGAAUCGAUUUGGAGUUGGCGCAAAGACAAAAUAUAUGCUCUCCAUCUCAAUCUAGAAAAAUGGAUGCUGAAUUUGAUUCUACUGAUAGAGAGUGUGCAUUGUGCUAUUAUGAUCUGCAUCUUUCUGCUUCUGGCUGUCCAUGUUGCCCAGGGAAAUAUACCUGCCUUGUACAUGCAAAGCAGCUUUGCUCAUGUGACUGGGACAAAAGAUUUUUCCUUUUCCGUUAUGAUAUCAAUGAGUUAAAUAUGUUGGCUGAUGCUUUAGGUGGGAAGUUAAGUGCAAUUCACAGAUGGGGUGUCUCUCAUCUUGGAUUAAGUUUGAGAUCAUGUGUCAAAAGAGAAAAAGACCAAGAUUCGAAGACUCCUCGCAGAGUAACUGAUGGCCCCAGAAGGUCCUACAUGUCUCAGGCGUCAACAGUAUCAUUGGCACCUUCGUUGGUUUGCAAUGAACAGAACAACAAUGGUAAUAAGAUGCUGGACAAAGCUAGUUUGGAAACGGAUACUUGUCCUUUUACAGAGCAAAUAAAAUCUGGAACUAUUUCACUACAGGAGGCACACAUGAAGACUGAGGUAUCCUGUACACUAAACAGCAGUGUCAUUCCUGAAGGCCAUAAAAGCUCACUAAGCUUGCCAGUUCCUUCUGGCCACUCACUUUCUUCCAAUUUUGCGACAAGGUCUUUAAGUACUGCAGGAGAAUCUGUGAAAAACACAUAUGACUUGGUAGUAUUUAAAGGGAGUAGAGAAUCUUCGCGGGCUGGAGACUGUAUCUCUUCGCCUGGUGUGCAUCAUAACAUACCGCCAAUAAUGAUUGAUCAAGGAAGCAACAUGAAUCCUAGUAUGGAGAGCUCAAACAAUUCACAUAGGCUGACGGCAUCUAACACUAAUGCAACUCAGUUUUACUCUUACAAGGACCAAAUGCAUGUAACACCAGAGACUAGGGCCUCAGUGAUGACAGAAAAAGAUAGCAGUCAAGCUUCUGCUGCAUCAAGUCAGCCCUUUGCGGGAACUGUUUUAAGAGCACAAAGUGUAUCUCAGGAAGCUUCACCUAGCGUCUUUACUUCAAAGCCUCUCAUAGAUUCUUCACUUGUGAAAAAUACAUAUGUUGGUUUAAGUUCAGGCGGUGCCCAUAUUGGACAUCCAAAUUUUGGUAACCAGCAACCAAGUGACGAAUGCCUUAAAAGAAAAUCUGAAUCUCUAUCUGGUUCAGAAGCAAGGGGUCAUUCAGCUGCAUUGGUGCAACCUGCUCUAGGAAAUCAUAAUGGGAGUGGAGGUGCACACAAUGGCCUUCGGAUGGCUAACGUUGUACAUCGAUUCAAGAGCUUAGUUGAAUCUUUGGAAAUUGGUGUUGUGCUAUCUGGGAGGUUGUGGUCCUCAAGCCAAGCAAUCUUCCCAAAAGGGUUCAGGAGCAGAGUAAAAUACUUCAGCAUCGUGGAUCCAACACAAAUGGCAUACUACAUAUCUGAAAUAUUAGACGCCGGACCACAGGGACCUCUGUUUAUGGUGACUCUGGAAAACUGUCCAGGCGAACUUUUUAUCAACGUCUCUCCUGCCAAGUGCUGGAGCAUGGUCCGUGAGAGGCUGAAUAUGGAAAUACGGAGGCAACUCAGUACGGGAAGAGCUAAUCUUCCUGCACUACAGCCACCGGGAUCAGUUGAUGGUUUUGAAAUGUUCGGGUUGCUGUCACCGGCAAUAGUUCAGGCAAUCGAGGCACGGGAUAGAGAUCGCAUCUGCACAGAGUACUGGAGAUCCAGGCCUCAUGUUGUCACUGAAGAUCGUGCGACGGCGCCACCUCAGGCUCAGGGUCCUCUGCAUGCGCUGAGGGGUCUAUUCCAGCGAGCCAACCGCAAUGAGCUGCUAGCCCUACGGAGUCUACUGGUGAGCAACAUCAGCCCGGACGACUUCUCCAGGCGGCAGGCUACCCAAAUCCUCGACGAGGAGAUCGCCAAGCAGUGGCGCUGACAGGCGUAAAUACAACUCUGUAAUCUCUUGAUGGCAUGACGGGACCAAGCAGUUUUCGACCCUGACGAGAGAGCGGCUCCUUCCGUUGCCCCCCGUGCCCAUUCUUUGUAUUGUUGUGUCCAUGCUCCAUGCCAUAAGAUCUUGUCCCCAUUUGGAUGCGAUCGAAUGACCGACGACGGCUCAUCAACUGACCAGCGUACAUACCGUCUGUCUGGAAACUCUUGUGGUGUUGUAGGUUUAGUUAUUUUUCUUUUAAACGAAAUAUUUAACCUUCUUUUUUAGUGAGGCUGAAACGCAGGCUCAUGAGACCUGAGUUUUUUACAUGAAAGGUUGUGUACAUCAGAAAUGUGCAGGGCCUGUUGACACUACUAGCAGAUAGGCGUGAUUUUUGUGCCGAGUUGGUCAGAGUCGAACAGUCCAUGUGCUUCAGGUACUCAUCCUGCAUGGUUGACUGGGAGUUGGUACUUGCAAGCUGCUGUUACAGACCAGUAGUCCAAUGAACCCCAUCUGACUGGUCGCUGCCAAGUGGGCCAA
Messenger RNA from Zea mays, 4932 nucleotides. Its product is annotated as lysine-specific demethylase JMJ703-like. NCBI's taxonomy places the organism in Eukaryota, Viridiplantae, Streptophyta, Magnoliopsida, Poales, Poaceae. The transcript has 13 exons. The coding region runs from base 715 to 4398 and encodes 1227 amino acids. Gene Ontology annotation, molecular function: histone H3K4me/H3K4me2/H3K4me3 demethylase activity. Gene Ontology annotation, biological process: chromatin remodeling; regulation of gene expression. The record is from RefSeq and is a predicted model, not a curated record. Gene Ontology annotation, cellular component: nucleus; chromatin.